ACACGUCAUCAACACUCGCCCGAGCGCCUUCCUCCAACGCGGGGACGGAAGAAAACAAACCGAUCGCGAACUGGAAGGAAAGAACAACGCGUACUGGGGGAACUGGUUUUUUAAACGUGCGCGCGGACCCAUUGUGUUGUGACCGUGGUUUGACGGAGCCGAACACCCGCAGGAGACGCGGCUAACGAGAACAGCUGGGUACUUAAGCUAACACUCGCCGAGCAGCAGAAGCUAACAGCAGCCAGGGUCAGUUGGCGCCUUUUGCACGAAGAGGAUAUUGAAAAGUCCCAGCGAUCAACAACAUGGACGUUAGCACACGCGACCCGCCCAGCGCCGAGCCACACGACACCGCAGGAAAGGACAGCCCCAGCUCUGAGGACUUUGUACCUCUUGCCCAACCCCUGAAAAGCCGUAACACUUCUGAUCACUCCUCCUCCGACGAUGAGCCGCUCAUCAAGAAGAAAACAAACCUGGCUGCUAAAAAACCUGUGAUAAAAGAAAACACAUCCAGAUCCAAAAGCACAACAAAUAAUGCAGAUCUGGACCCAAACGACAGCUCUGACAACGAGCCUCUCAUUAAAAUCGCCAAAACUGAGAAGAAGCCUUUCUCAGUGUCUCCUAAAAAAUCUGUUGAUACAGAGAAGAAAGCUUCUGAUCACUCCUCAGAUGACGAGCCGCUGAUGAAGAUGAAAACAAAGAAACCAGGGAAAAAAGAAAACACAUCUUCCAGAUCUAAUGGCACAAAAAAGAAUGCAGCGUCUGAUCACUCCUCAGACGACGAGCAGCUGAUCAAGAUGAAAACAAAGUUUGCAUCUGCUAAGAAAUCAGGGAAAAAGGAAAACGCAUCAUCCAGAUCUAAUGACCCAAACAGCAACAAUACAGACGACGGCUCUGACAAUGAGCCUGUGAAUAAAAUCGCCAAAGUGUCUUCGAAAGCUGCAAAGAAGCCUCCGAAAAGAUCUGUUAAAACAAAGGAAAAAGAAGCAGCAUCCGCGGACGAUGGUAGUUUGGAUGAUGAGCCUCUGACUGAAACUGCCAAGAAACUUAAAUCCAGACGUCAGCCAAAAAGAUCGUCUAGAAAAGAAAGCCCGGUCAUGAAAUCCCAAAGGAUGGCAGCGAGGAAAAUAGUUAAAUAUGCAGAGUCAUCCAGCAACAGCUCAGAGGAUGAACCACUGGCAGCAAUAACAAGGAAGAGGACAAAGGCUGCACCAGCAAACGACAAGAAAACUAAAUCAAAACAGACAGACAAAUCACCAAAAGACUCUUCAUCCUCAGACAGCAGCUCGGACGAUGAUGACGAGCCCUUGGCGAACCUUAAAGCCAAUAAGAAGAAAAACACAAAGAGGACAUCUGCACCGCGAGGUGCUGCCUCCAAAAAGAGACGAGAACUGACGAAUGAAAGCUCAGACGAUGAACCCUUGAUAAGCCUUGUGAAAAAGAACCACACAGACGAAGAGAGCAAAACAGAAUCUAAGACUCAGAGGAACACAACGCCAAGAAAGAUGAGUGUGUCAGGGUCAUCAAGUGACGGUUCUGAUGACGACCCCUUAAUCACAGCAGCUAAACACCCUCAGGUGACCAAACUCCUGAAAAUAAUACUGGAGAGGUGUGACGGUGACGCCGCCGGACCAACGGGAAGCUUGAACCAAACCACAACAGCAGAAACAGUGGCCGCUGAAGGGAGUCCUUCAAAGGAAGAAUCAGAGGGUUCAAAGGAAUCAUCAGGAGAAGAAUAAGCAGAAGAAGAUGUUACAUUGUGUAAGAAAAGGCUCAUUGUCACCUUUCAGUUUCUGGACUGGGAAGUUGGAACCACUUAGUUUGAGGAAUUUACCAAAAGGUUCUUAAUCCCAAAAUUAAUCCCCUAAACAUCACAGUUAAUGUUUAUACAGUAUGAAGUUAGUGUUUAUACAGUAUGAAGUUGAUGUAUGUUUUAUAUAUGAAUAUAUACAUGUUUAUUUAAGUAAUUUUACUCCAGUUUUUAGGUUUGGGACCAGGUUCCUGAAAGAUGAAAUGCACAGUCUUUAAUGGUGUUUUACUAUUUCUGCCUUUUUAUUUGCAUUGGCUGUUUCCUCUGGUUUUAACACUUGUUGAUGUUCGGUAUAUUUUUUGCUUUCAUAUUAUGUGUAGACUCGGCAUGAGGCGGUGGAAAUCUGUUACGAUGGAUUAAACUGCUCCGAUUAA
Molecule: messenger RNA, 2181 nt
Organism: Hippoglossus stenolepis (Pacific halibut)
Lineage: Eukaryota; Metazoa; Chordata; Actinopteri; Pleuronectiformes; Pleuronectidae
Product: nucleolar protein dao-5
Exons: 13
Coding region: 303-1736 (477 amino acids)
Source: RefSeq, a predicted model, not a curated record